CCUCUUCGGACUGUGUCGAAAUUCGAUUCGAUUUUUGUGGAACGUCGAUCUGAUGACGAUCUGACGAAGUGAUGAUGUCUAUCGAAAGACUCCAAGACUGUGCAGGGGUCAACGACACUCUUAUUCCAUCCCAUCUGAAUCACCCGUACUACACUUUGUGUUAAUGGAUAUAUGAAAUAUGGAACUUGAGUCGUAAGAUCGAACCUCCGUCGGCUUCUUGAAUUUCGUUGAUUUUUUGUCCUUUCUUUUCUUUUCCCUUAUUUUCAUGUAACUAUUCAAUUCUAGAGAAAUAAAUUAGAGAUUUUUUUUUUCCUUAUAAAAUUCUAGUGGCAGCAGUUCUUUAGUCGGCAUCCUGUGCGUUCGCAGUAUCUUUACCUCUCUCUCUCUCUCUCUCUCUCUCUCUCCCUCUUUACUCUCUCCAAGGUCGUUUCUCUCUUUCUUUCGCACCGCAUAGAUCCUUGUGCCAACUUUUACCUGCAGAUUGUCCGUAUUUUGAUCUCAGUCAUUCCUUUUUGUUAACGUGCGCACAUAAUCCGUCUAUGUACAUAAUCCAACUGCGGAUUUCAAAGCCAAGUUCUCUGGUUUGUAUGCUUGCAGAUUGAAUCCUCACUGUUCUUACUCUGGUUUCACAUUGGGAGGUGUGCAGAUACACAGACCGAACGCCGAGACAUACGAAGCACGCACACGCGCGCACACACACACACACACACACACACACACACACACAGAGAGAGAGAGAGAGAGAGAGAGAGAGAGAGAGAGAGAGGCGCAUUCGCCAUUUUUUUGACGCUUUGUAUGUCAACUGCUUGUCGUCUUUCUUUCUUUUCGUUAAAUUGUCCUAACAAUCUGUUCUAGAGGUCGUAUGUCUUUCGGCACAUCGAUCGCAAUGCAGACUCGAUUCAUCGUCCUUCUUCUUGUUUAUACGUUCCUUCCCAAUUCUACGAAAGAUUGACAACGAUCAAUCUUCUCCCUCAUUCGUGCAUAAAAGAGAGAGAGAGAGAGAGAGAGAGAGAGAGAGAUUACAACGGCGUUUGAUUUUGCGGAUGGGAAGAAGGCGGCGAACAGAGAGCGGCAUCCAUCAUUGAAGACAAAGAACACAAUUGUGGGUUUUGAGCAGACCACCUUUUCUCUAGUCCAGGUGGAAGAAAGGCAGAAGGGCUGGACGUACUGGAUCCUCACGAAGACCACUUAACGAAAGCCACAAUGAAGAUGACCCAGCUGUGCUCAAAUCCACACUGUAAGCGGACGUCACCAGGGGAUGGCCCGACUUGCCGAUGGCAUGUGCGAAACUAUGGAAGUGAGGAGGAGCCAAAGAAUGUUACUCUCUGCAAUGCAUGUAAAAUCAAUUUUGACCAGGGCAAAUACUGCCCAUUUUGUGUGCAGAUAUACAGGGAGAAAGACCCGGACAGUUUUGAUGGCAAAGAGUGGGUUGGCUGUGAUAACAGAUCAUGCCGACGCUGGGUACAUGUGGAGUGUGAGAUCAAGGCGGGGCAUUCAGUGGAUUCAAGUGCUUUCUAUCUCUGUCCCACAUGCAGAGAGACGACUCAGGAUUUAGGGGACAGACGACGACCAAGUAGACAAGCUCACAGCGAAGCUCGUUCGGUUGAGGAGGAUGCUGGCGGGGACAUUCAAAUGGAGGAUGUGUCAGUCAAGGGAGGCUCGCCUUCAAACAGAAUUCCGAGACGUCCGCUACGGGUUGACCUAUCGAGACUGGAGACGUCAUCUCUGAGGAAAUAUAAAAAAGUGUACAAGUUGCGAGAUGUUGCAGGAGGAUGCAAGAAGAUGCUCGCGGUGCUUACAUUCGCGGAGGCAAUGAAAAUAAACCCUGCAAACAUGGAGAUUGCAGUUGUGCAGCCUCAACUGCUCAUCGGCCUAAGGAGGGAGUGGGAGGCAGAGAAGGGGAAAAGGAGAGAGUGAAAGUGCAAGGUCAUGCAAGACGGAGGCAGCAUGCUUGCCUAGUUCCUUGCAAGCACAUUUUAUGUGUUUUUGCAAGUGUAUCAUUAUGGGUGUGUGAGAGAGCCGGACAGUUGACAAACAGACAGGCGGACAGACAGACGGAAAUGUCAAAAGGGUGAAGGAAAUGUAGACAGUGACAGAGAUUGGGCAUUCAGUUUACAUAAGCCAGGGUGGCGGAGAUAGAGAGAAAAGUGUAGCAAGAGUCAUGAACAGUGUCUUUCACUGCCCCACUUGUAGUAAUGUUGCCAUGUGACACAAAGAGGAGGGGGGGGGAAAGGGUUUGGUCAAGGUGAUGCGUGAUGCGCUUUGGGUACUGGAUUCCAGAAGCAUCCAAGUUUACAUGAAGUAUGCGGCAUCGUGCAAGGUCAAGGUGAUGCGCUUCGGGUACUGGCUUGACGAGUGUUUAGGACUAUGUGGUGCAGAGACUGGCAUCAUGCCAGGUCUACGGUGGACAUAAGUGAUGCUCUUCUGCAUAGUCUAGCUUGGUGAGUGCUUGUCUGAUAUCAUGCCAGGUCUAAAGUGCAAAUUAAGUGCUGCUAGUCGACAUAGUCUGCCCCAGUUCUUGUGAUUAUCUCAAGUCUUCGGCUCACUAUCAAUAUCGAGCAUGAAUUCAGCCACAGCCCAUUCAAUAAACCGUCGACUAGGAAUCAGUCGAGCUGCUCGGCUUACGCCAGAUAGCCUCCCCUCUAAAAUCUCGAUGGCGUAUCUGGGCCGUCAGUACGAGGUUUGGUGGUUAGCGUGGUCACUUUCUUGGUUGUGGAUAUGCUCUUCUACAUAGUCUAUCCCAGUGCUUGCGACUAUGUGGUGAUAGUCUGUCCCAGUGCUUGUGACUAUGUGGUGAUGCUCUUCUACAUAGUCUGCCCCAGUGGUUGUGACUAUGCGGUACAUAGUCUGGCCCGUGCUUGUGACUAUGUGGUUUUGAACCUAAGGCCGAGUGUGGAUCGUCUACAUAGUCUGGCUCGUGUACGUGGGACUACGUGGUGAUGCUCUUCUACAUAGUCUGCCCCAGUGCAUGUGAGUAUGUCGUAUAGAAUCAGAAGCCGAGUACCGAUCUUCUACAUAGUCUGCCCAAGUACUUGUGACUAUGUGGUGGUGCUUUUCUACAUAGUCUGUCCCAGUGCUUGUGACUAUGUAGUGGUGCUCUUCUACAUAGUCUGCCGCAGUGCUUGUGACUAUGUGGUGGUGCUCUUCUACAUAGUCGGCACCAGUGCUUGUGACUAUGCGGUGUAGAAUCUGAAGCCGAGUACAGAUAAUAAUGUAGUGAAAGCUUUGGGAGUCGUGAGUCCCGUAGAACGUCGGCCCCAGUGCUUGUGGCAAUGCGGUAUAGAAUCUGAAGCCGAGUACGGAUAGUAAUGUAGUGAACGCUUUGGGAGUCGCGAGUCCUGUAGAAUGUCGGCGCCAGUGCUUGUGACUAUGCGGUAUACAAUCUGAAGCUGAGUACGGAUAACAAUGCAGUGAAAGCUUUGGGUUUCCUGAGUCCCGUAGAACAUCGGAAGCACUAUCCUAUCAAAACUGCUACAUGUAGUCUGGAGUUUGCGAAGCGAGUACCCAGCGAAACUGUUUUGGUAGGUAAGUAUAGUAUGUACUACGCAUAGAUAAAGCAGUUCACCUACU
Chara braunii is the source of this 3570-nucleotide messenger RNA. The record is from the annotation of a GenBank genome assembly. Lineage: Eukaryota; Viridiplantae; Streptophyta; Charophyceae; Charales; Characeae.